Molecule: messenger RNA, 2880 nt
Organism: Acipenser ruthenus (sterlet)
Lineage: Eukaryota; Metazoa; Chordata; Actinopteri; Acipenseriformes; Acipenseridae
Product: aldehyde dehydrogenase, mitochondrial-like
Exons: 13
Coding region: 156-1727 (523 amino acids)
Molecular function (GO): aldehyde dehydrogenase (NAD+) activity
Source: RefSeq, a predicted model, not a curated record
UUCAGAUAUAUUAUACAGUUGUGUUCAAACAACCUCCCACUCGUCACUCUAUUGCGAGUGAGUGAAUGUGUCUGUGUGUGUGUGAGUGCCGACGCAGAAUUGUUCCCACUUUAAAAUAAUAUUCUGUGUACUGAUUGUUUUUUUAAAGGGAAUUAAUGAUGCUGCGCUCCGUGGUCUCCAGUAAACUUCCCCAGAUCUCUCGUCUCUCGCUCCGGUUUCGAGCUAGCCAGUACUCGGCUGCAGCGUCAAUACCAGCGCCCAACACUCAGCCUGAAGUUCACUUCAACAAGAUCUUCAUCAACAACGAGUGGCACGAUGCAGUGAGCAAGAAAACCUUCCCUACCGUCAACCCCUCCACGGCAGAGGUGAUCUGCCAGGUGGCAGAGGGAGACAAGGCGGAUGUGGAUAAAGCAGUAAAGGCUGCGAAGCAGGCCUUUAGACUGGGAUCGCCAUGGAGACGGAUGGACGCCUCCCACCGGGGACUCCUGUUGAACCGAUUGGCUGACCUGAUCGAGAGAGACUCCGCCUAUCUGGCUACUCUGGAGACCCUGGACAAUGGCAAACCGUAUACAAUUUCCUACAGCGUCGACCUACCGUUGGUUGUGAAGUGCUUAAGGUACUACGCUGGCUGGGCUGACAAGAAUCAUGGAAAGACCAUUCCCAUCGACGGAGACUAUUUUUGCUACACCCGCCACGAGCCAGUGGGUGUGUGCGGCCAGAUCAUUCCAUGGAACUUCCCAUUGCUGAUGCAGGCAUGGAAGCUUGGACCGGCUCUGGCCACAGGCAACACAGUGGUGAUGAAGGUGGCUGAACAGACGCCGCUGACCGCUCUGUACGUGGCCAGCCUCAUCAAAGAGGCGGGGUUCCCUGAGGGGGUUGUGAACAUUGUUCCGGGGUACGGCCACACAGCCGGCGCGGCCAUUUCCUCCCACAUGGACAUCGACAAGGUGGCCUUCACUGGGUCCACAGAGGUUGGUCAGCUGAUCCAGCAGGCAGCGAGCAGGAAUCUGAAGAAGGUGACCCUGGAGCUGGGGGGGAAGAGCCCCAACAUCAUCCUGUCAGAUGCAAACUUGGAAGAUGCUGUGGAGCAGGCCCACUUCGCUCUCUUCUUCAACCAGGGCCAGUGCUGCUGUGCUGGCUCUCGCACCUACGUGCAGGAGGACGUCUACAACGAGUUUGUAGAGCGCAGCGUGGAGAGAGCCAAGAAGAGGGUCGUGGGGGACCCGUUCAGCCUGCAGACAGAGCAGGGGCCGCAGGUGGAUGAGGACCAGUUCAAGAAGGUCCUGGGCUACAUCAAUGCUGGGAAGCGCGACGGGGCCAAGCUGAUGUGUGGCGGUGGAGUGGCGGCAGAUCGAGGAUACUUCAUCCAGCCCACCAUCUUCGGAGAGGUCAAAGACAACAUGACCAUCGCCAGGGAGGAGAUCUUCGGACCGGUGAUGCAGAUCCUGAAGUUUAAGACGCUGGAGGAGGUGAUUGAACGAGGCAACGACACACAGUACGGGCUGGCUGCUGCCGUGUUCACAAGAGACAUUGACAAGGCACACUACAUCUCUGCAGCACUGCGCGCCGGCACUGUCUGGAUAAAUUGUUACGAUGUGUUUGGUGCCCAAGCUCCAUUCGGUGGCUAUAAGGCUUCUGGGAACGGACGAGAGCUCGGAGAGUAUUCUCUGGAGAACUACACUGAAGUGAAAACUGUGACAAUUAAAGUCCCCCAGAAGAACUCCUAACCAGCUGGAUCUUAAAAGAAAAGAUUCUGUGUGAAGAAACUGUGCUUUCAGCUUUGCCUUAUCCUUUUAAGUUUUCUAUUCAGGGGUUUUCAAAUGUUGGAGGGUCGUGAAGAAUGUUCUCGUGAACACCUUUGUGGUUCACAUCAGAUACUGUAGGUUGCUUUUUGUUCAAUGCAUAAUGUUUGGCGCUGCAGAUUUUUUUUUUUUUUUCAAAAUUAAAAAAUCUAGUAAGCGCUACACCUUUUCUGUGCUGCUUAAAUAACUUUUAAUAAUAUUAACCAGAUUCCAAAAUAUGAAUAUACUUUAAUAUAAAAAAAACCCAAACACUUGCAUGCUUUACGUAUUUCUAAACAAAUUGUAGCCUCGGGAGGAUUUCUCCUAGAUUUUGUUUCUUCAAUAUAAACAGUGAUAUCAAAUAUAUCAAAGCUCUGAAAUACAUCUUGCUUUUGGCCACUUUGAUAUAUAGAUAUAUAUAUUAGGGGUGCAUCUGUCCUAAAGUUUCCCGAGCUUCGAUUACAUAUUGGUGAAUCGAUGCAUCAAAUUAGAACCCCGUUUGAAGUCUCCUGUUGUCUGUUUGCAUUAAAACCUUGAGUGUGUGAGAGUGCGCUUCUUUUAGUGCUAGUACGGUAGAUUAGCGCGUUGCUAGGAUACACACUUUAGGCCUCUACAUUUGUGUGGACAAUCCACAUCUGAAGUAGGCUUAUUGUUUUAUUGAUUUAAAAAUUAAGGCAAUACUUUUUAUUUUUGUAUUUCUUUUUUUAGAAUCGGAAGUGUGCUAAUUUGAAUAUAGUUUUGCCUUUGUUCAACUAUUAUGCACAACAGUGUUUUUAGUAAUUAGAUCUUCUGUUAAAAAAAUGAAUGCAUUAUAUUUUAAAUUUCUAUCUUAGAAGUGUGGAAAGGAUAAUAGCAGUGUACUGAGCACCAGCAGCCAAAAGCAUUCUCUGCAUAGCCUUGAUCUCUAAAUUCCCUGCACAAUUCUUACAAUAUGAAAGCCCCCUGUUUAUUUGAAUAGUUUAGAAAUCAUUCACAUUCAGAUGUUGGCAAGAUGUAAUUUUGAAUACUGUCUUCAGUUGAAUUAACUUUCAGAGGGCUUUAUGCAGAUUUUAUUUUGGUGACAUUUGUGUAUGUUGAAAUAAAACUAAUUUCUGUUAUA